AUGGCCAAGAAGCGGAAGCUCGGGUCGAUCAACCACAAGAGCCACUUCGUGGACACUGUGAAGAAGAAGACGGGCGGCGCACCGCAGAACAACAAUGGCAAGAACAACAACAAGAAGAAGAACCCAAAGAGCGCUCAGGCCACCGAGAGCGACGCCAAGAAGAAGAAGGCGCAACAACAGUAUCACCAGAACCAGGAGCCCGUGAUCCCGUUCUCCAAGGAAGAUGCCAUCCUGCUAAUCGGCGAGGGCGAUCUCAGCUUCGCAGCGAGCCUUGCGACGCACCACGGCUGCCGUAACCUGACUGCGACGGUCCUCGAGAAGAACGAGCGGGAGCUGCUGGAGAAGUACCCCCACGCCGUGGAGAAUAUUGCGCAGAUCAACGGGACUGCCUCUACCACAAAACCUACCAAGUCAAAAGGAGCAAAGGGCGAGGGCGAAGGCGACGUCGAGAACGACCAGAAUGAUAGCGAGGGACCCGCCGAGGCCGAGUCACCAGAGGCAAAAGAAGAGGAGGAGGAGGAAAUCGACGAAGACGACGACGAGAAAUACAAACCCCCCGUCCAGAACAAUAACAGGGUUCUCUACAACAUCGACGCCCGCUCCAUGAAACCCUUCACCCGCAAAUCCGCCCCGAACCACCGCGGCUUCCACAUGUCGGCCCCGACCAAAACCGGCAUCUUCAACCGCAUCCUCUUCAACUUCCCCCACGUCGGCGGCAAGUCCACCGACCGCAACCGCCAGGUCCGCUACAACCAGGAGCUCCUCGUCGCCUUCUUCACCUCGGCCCUGCCCAGUUUGGCGCCCAAGGGCACCAUCGUCGUGACCCUGUUCGAGGGCGACCCGUACACCCUCUGGAACGUCAAGGACCUCGGCCGCCACGCGGGCCUGCAGGCGCUGGAGAGCUUCAAGUUCCAUUCCCGCGCGUACCCGGGUUACAAGCACGCGCGGACGGCGGGUGUGAUACGGGAGAAGAAGACGGGGGAGGCGAGCGGGGCGGCGUGGAAGGGGGAGGAGAGGGCGGCAAGGAGUUUUGUGUUUAUGCGCAAGGACGAGGCGCCCGAGGUGCAGUCUACCCAGAAGAAGAAGAGGAAGCGCGGCGGGGAGGAGAGCAGUAGUGAGGACGAGGUUUCUGAGGUGGAAAUGGAGGAGGAAUUUGAUGAGACCGGGGGAUGGGUUGGCCAGUAA
Colletotrichum acutatum is the source of this 1185-nucleotide messenger RNA. RefSeq lists its product as uncharacterized. The record is from RefSeq and is a predicted model, not a curated record. Gene Ontology annotation, molecular function: rRNA (uridine-N3-)-methyltransferase activity. Bases 1 to 1185 code for a protein of 394 amino acids. Gene Ontology annotation, biological process: rRNA base methylation. The transcript has a single exon. NCBI's taxonomy places the organism in Eukaryota, Fungi, Ascomycota, Sordariomycetes, Glomerellales, Glomerellaceae.